Molecule: messenger RNA, 764 nt
Organism: Eurytemora carolleeae
Lineage: Eukaryota; Metazoa; Arthropoda; Copepoda; Calanoida; Temoridae
Exons: 7
Coding region: 185-643 (152 amino acids)
Source: RefSeq, a predicted model, not a curated record
AGAAAGAAGUCAUCAUCUUACUGUUUCCUAGAUAUCUGAAGAGGAUGAGCUCCAGCAGGCUAUUUCAUUAAGUCUAGCUGGGGGCAGCCAGGGGUCAACCCAACCUAAUUUCCAACAGACACAACAAUCAGGUUGGGGAGGCCGACUAGAACAACAAGAAGCUGAAGAAGAACAGAAAUAUUUAAUGGAACAACAACGGCAAACUCAGGAAGAAGAAGAGGAGUUAAAGAAAGCCUUGGCAUUGUCUCUGGAGGGUGGAAUUCAGGCUUUUAAUCCCACCCCAUCUCCUUCUGUCAAUACAGGAAUCAGUUCUCUUAGAACUCAAUCUUCGAACCAAAGAAUUGAAGUUGACCCAGUCCGUAUUAAGGCUCCAGCCGGAAGUUCUAUCUCUGAUGCGGCAUCUAAGUCGUCUUCAGCGCAAGGAACCUCUGGAGUCAACAGAGGUACUACCGCUGGUAAAGGAGCAACAGCUUCAGGGGCAACCUCAAGUCCUCAAUCUGAUGUCGGAGGUCACACACUUGGUGGUGGAUCAACCUCAAGACCUGGAGGUGGCGCUACCAAUGCAGGUGAAGCUGAUCCGGCUGAAAUUAGAAGACGACGUCUGGCUUUCUUGGAAAAGAUGCAGAAAGACGCAGCAAAAUGAUGAAAAAAUACCAAAUGCUCACAUUAUAUUCUUAUAAUAGUUUCGAGAUAAAAGUGAUUAAGUUUCUCUUGACAAUCACCACUAAUAUUUCAAUAAUUUAAUAAACUAUUUAGACAAUAGA